GCAGUGAGUGGUGAAUUUUGGUGAGUGAUUGUUUUGAGGAAUUUUAUGAUGAGAAAAUUGUGAUUUUGAGCAAUAAAUUGCUCGUAUUUGGUGAGGAAAAGUAUUUAAAAAGCUAGAUUUUUCCAAGUGUUGAAGGAAAAUUGAUUUUUUUAGUGAUGCCAGUGAUGUCAUCUCUCAAAUUCACUUCCCUCCUGACCAGGAGGGUAUUGAGCAAUGGGCAGAAUGUUCAGCUGCUCCCUGCCUUUGCACCAACAUGUGCAUUUCGCUUCCCAAAUUACCCAGCCAUUUGUGCUCAGCCGAGCAGGGAAUACAAGAAUUUUGGUCAUAAGCCCGAAGAGACACCAAAAUUCACAAAAUUUCUGUACUUGUUUGUGGGAUUGGGGCUCUUUGCAACGACUCUCAACUAUAAGGGGAUCAAGAACUUCUUGUUCCCAAAAGUCGAUGCAGCUUCAAAGGUAGAUAAAGAUACUUCAGCAGCAGAGACGGAAGAGAGUGACUCGGAGGUGUCCGAAAGUGAAGAUGGAGAGAAGAGUCCGGAGAAGAAGAAGAAGGAGAAAAUUGGGUUUCGCGAUAGAAAGAUCAUCGAGUAUGAAAAUCGUAUCAGACAAUUCUCCACUCCGGACAAAGUUUUCCGGUACUUUGCCACUGUCCAGGUGCCUCUUGGGGGACACGGAGAGUACGAGGUGUUUAUGACUCCAAUCGAUUUUCUAACUAGUAUGACUCCUGGAAUUAAGCAACCAGAGGGUCUGGGACUUGAUCAGUACAGGCGAUAUGAUCCCAAGUCUGUCACGGAAAGGCUCGAUUUAUCCCUCGAACAAACUUCAAUCUUCUACAAACUUGGAUCUUACGGAUUGAUUUCUUUUUCGGACUACAUCUUCCUCUUGACUGUUCUUUCGACUUCUCGGCGACACUUCGAGAUUGCCUUCCAGAUGUUUGACCUCAAUGGAGAUGGGGAUGUUGAUUGUGAGGAAUUUGAGAAGGUAGCCACGCUCAUAAGGCAACAGACAAGCAUUGGUAAUCGCCAUAGAGAUCACGCCAACACGGGAAAUACCUUCAAGGGUGUUAAUUCUGCUCUAACAACAUACUUCUUUGGUCCCAAAAUGGACCAAAAGUUGACUAUUGAGAGAUUUUUGGAGUUCCAAAAGCAACUCCAGCGAGAGAUUCUUACGUUGGAAUUCACCAGGAAGAAUCCUGAUGAGAAUGGAAAGAUUUCUGAGGUGGAAUUUGCUGAAUUGCUUUUGGCCUAUGCAGGAUAUACGCAGAAGAAGAAGGCUAAAAAGAUUAAGUUGGUGAAGAAGCGAUAUAAGGAUGAGGGACAGGGAAUAUCCAGGGAUGAUUAUUUGGAUUUUUUUCACUUUCUCAAUAAUAUCAAUGAUGUUGAUACUGCUUUGACUUUCUACCAUAUUGCUGGAGCUGCUAUUGAUCACACGACACUGAAGCAUGUGGCUAGGACUGUAGCCCAUGUGGAAUUGUCUGAUCACGUCAUUGAAGUCGUUUUUACGAUUUUUGAUGAAAAUCUUGAUGGUCAAUUGAGCAAUAGGGAAUUUAUUGGAGUGAUGAAAAAUCGUCUGCAGAGGGGUCUCGAGAAGCCCAAAGAUACGGGAUUUGUUAAAUUGAUGUACUCCAUACUGAAAUGUGCCAAAGAUACAAAACCCACUUUUCUCGAAGCAUAAGCACAAAUAUUCGAUCCUUACACUUUAAGAAUAUCUUUAGCAUUGUCCUCUAACUAAUUAUGGCGAAAAUUGGAAUGUUUCAUGGCAAAUAAUAUUUUUUCUUCACAAUUGCAUUUUUGGCUUCAGUGAAUCUCUUGUAUAACCGUUAAAUAAUUCGAAAAUAAAGUGCAGAGUAAAAUGCGAA
Messenger RNA from Phlebotomus papatasi, 1857 nucleotides. RefSeq names its product calcium uptake protein 1 homolog, mitochondrial (gene MICU1). Gene Ontology annotation, molecular function: calcium ion binding. Gene Ontology annotation, biological process: calcium import into the mitochondrion; mitochondrial calcium ion homeostasis. NCBI's taxonomy places the organism in Eukaryota, Metazoa, Arthropoda, Insecta, Diptera, Psychodidae. The coding region runs from base 156 to 1673 and encodes 505 amino acids. Gene Ontology annotation, cellular component: uniplex complex. The transcript is spliced from 9 exons. The record is from RefSeq and is a predicted model, not a curated record.